CACAUACGCGCAACCAGCCAUGGCACCUGCAAGCUCUCUGCAAGACUCUCACCUGACUCUCACGCACAAGAUCCGAAAGCCUCUGGUGGAGAAGUUGAGGCGCGAGCGGAUCAACAGCAGCAUCGAGCAGCUGAAGACUCUCCUGGCUCCGGAGUUCCUCCAGCAGCAGCCCGACUCCAAGAUGGAGAAGGCAGACGUGCUGGAAAUGACCGUUUGCUUCCUCCGGCGACUCCAGUCCGUGCGUGGCGGUUACGCCAAAUGCGCCAGGGAGGCGGCCACGUUCCUUUCCGAGGAGCGAGCCGGGAAGAACUUGAGUCAGCUGCGCUCUUCGUGCGAGGAGAAGCUGAGAGAGGACGACUUGUCUGCUCUCGAAAAGGAAGAGAGCUCGGCCAAGGGCGCCCCUUGGAGGCCCUGGUAGAUAUUGAAACAAGUUCAACUCGCCUUUUGUGAAGGCCUAAGUGUUGCUGCGCGUGCAGCUUUUGUAUUGUUGUUCUUUUCGUUGAAAAAAAGUGUUCAAGUGCUAAUUUGUGUAGUAAACUGAACUAUUUUCAUUGGACACACAAUAUAUGACACCGUUGAAUGGUGUAUUUGGUUUUCCCUCUAUGUGGGAGCAUUGGUCAUACAUGUUGAACAUGUGUCUGAUUUACACGUGUGUUUUAGGGUCUGUGCAGAUGACAGCACGCACACACACACACACACGCACACCUUCAUUUAAGGUGUCACAAUGAAU
Molecule: messenger RNA, 730 nt
Organism: Syngnathus typhle (broad-nosed pipefish)
Lineage: Eukaryota; Metazoa; Chordata; Actinopteri; Syngnathiformes; Syngnathidae
Product: transcription factor HES-5-like
Exons: 2
Coding region: 20-418 (132 amino acids)
Biological process (GO): anterior/posterior pattern specification; regulation of neurogenesis; regulation of transcription by RNA polymerase II
Cellular component (GO): nucleus
Molecular function (GO): DNA-binding transcription factor activity, RNA polymerase II-specific; protein dimerization activity; RNA polymerase II cis-regulatory region sequence-specific DNA binding
Source: RefSeq, a predicted model, not a curated record